AUGAUUCGACCUCUAGACAUGAUGAUGAGCCACGGAGGCUCCGACACGCUUCCUCGUGCAUCAAGUAGUAGUACAUUGAGUGAACGCUCUCCGUUGUUGCGUGCAAUGGGAGAUUCAACGUCCUUCGAGGACGCCUACAUGUCGAUCCCAGCGCCUGGAAGCGACAAUGGCCGUCUCUCCGACAAUGGUCAGUUCCAGCCACUGGUCUUUGCAGAAAAAGCACUAGCUGCGCUUUUAAAUGGAGUGUUACUGUACUCAUUGGGUUGUAUCGUGGGAGUGGCGCUUGUGUCGCUCAAUUUUGAAGGCGUUUUGGGUCCACGGGUCAAUUGGUGGCUAGUCUUUCUACCCUUUUGGCUUGCUAAUGUUGCCAUAAUAUACGCGCAUGUAACAUCAGUCCGUCAUGCAAAGACACUGCGGCGUUGGGCUGAUAUUGAUUCCAUGUCCAAUGAGCCGUUGUUGCCAUUGUUGCGACGGAUCGUGCUGGUCUACGCCAUUAGCUUCCCUUUGACAGUGCUGCUGUUCUGGAGCGAACUGGCCUUUUGCGCUAGUCUGCAGAAUACUACGGUCACUAGUCUUUAUAUCUGCUAUGCACCGUUGAUGGCAAUCCAAGUGGCCUUUGUGGUGAGAUAUCUACUCUGCCGAUCGGACAGUACAUUGCCGGGAGUGUGCUGGAUGCUGCUGUUUGUAUUUACAUUGCUACUGGCGUACCAAACUGACAGGCAACGUCGGCUGGAGAUGCCAGAGAUGACGCAGCCGCCGAUGUCGUGGUGGAUUGUGUUCACACCGCUCUUUGUCUUUGAACUACUCAUGGCGGGGUCACUGCUGCUUGUACUGUACAAUGAGUUUUCGGGUAUGUACCGUCUCACUCGGUGGCAAUUAGCAGCAAGUGUGCUCUACACACUGGCUCUGGUAGCAGGUGUCAGUGGCGAGCUUAUGCUCUUGGAGAAAGUAAAUUACCAUUGGGGAACUUUCACUUUUCCGUCUGGAAUGAUGUUUUUUGGACUGGUGUGCGCGUGUGUGGCCAUGUAUAUUGUGGGUCGCCACCACGUGGAAGACCUCAUGGCCUCGAAGGGCGGUGCGGUGCCUGUACCGUUGACAAGGACAGUGGAUGGAUGGAUUACCAGUCAUGCCAUCGUGGAGCAGUGGGUGCUCUUUGGAGAUAUCUACUUGACCCCGCAGGGCCUGCAACUCCGUAACCAGAAAACACGAAGUAACUCGGAUGACGAGUCGGAAGCAGCAGGCAGCCGAAUUUUGCGGCAAGUAAAGGGACUUUUCGUCCGAAUCACGUCGGAUGAAAACAUAAGUGACAACGAUCCAGAGCACCGCAUUCGUGACGCUCUGCGAAGAAAGACUUCCGGCAGCUACAGUGACAUCACAGUGGAGGUCGUCGAUACUCCCAAGACUCCCAAUGGUUUAGCUCACAAACGUUAA
Peronospora farinosa is the source of this 1431-nucleotide messenger RNA. NCBI's taxonomy places the organism in Eukaryota, Oomycota, Peronosporomycetes, Peronosporales, Peronosporaceae. The record is from the annotation of a GenBank genome assembly.